AUGACUACGAGAGGCCAAAAGACCACUGCAAGUAGUACUGACUACUCUAGCGAUCCAGAGCUAUUCUUUUCAUCGUUGCAUGGAAAGUCACAACAAACGCUAGAAACAGACCGAUCAACUCAACUAAAGAUUCAGGAGGAGUCAGCCACUUUGAUACAACAUGCUGUCAGAUUAGAACUAGAAUCAAUCACAUUAAAAGAAAGUAUAGAGGCGGCAACCGAAUAUUUGAAAGAGUCCCCUCAGGAAAAGAUUCAAGAAUUGUCUCGAUCAAUGAACGCAGUCAAGAGAGAUAUUGCCUUUGUAAAGACAAAGACUAAUAGCAAUCAUAAUCUAUUGCAACAAGGACUUGAAAAAGUAGCUGUUAACUCUGAAUUGACAGAAUUGCUUCAAAGAUCAACAACAAAUCAAGAGAAAUUGUGUCACAUUGUAGAUGGCAAGUUACAAUCGCUCGAGUUAUCCGUCGCGAGUGUAAUGUGUCAAACUGAAACAAUCCAGAAUCAACAGACACAACAAAAUGAAACUAUUAGUGAAAUAUCGAAAAGGUUUGACACUCUAGACAGAGACAUCAAAGACAUAAAACAAUUCCUCAGUCUUUUGAUGCCGCGAUUAAUGAUUUUGGAGAAAUUAUUUGUUCCGUCUCCGCAACAGGCUAUUACAUCAUCGGCUAAUAGCGCACCUCAACCAAAGCUGAAACGGCGAAAAUUAGAGUGA
Lodderomyces parapsilosis is the source of this 711-nucleotide messenger RNA. RefSeq lists its product as uncharacterized. The record is from RefSeq and is a predicted model, not a curated record. The transcript has a single exon. Bases 1 to 711 code for a protein of 236 amino acids. NCBI's taxonomy places the organism in Eukaryota, Fungi, Ascomycota, Pichiomycetes, Serinales, Debaryomycetaceae.